CAGCAGCGGCAGCGGCGGCGGCAGCAGCCACCCAUGUCUGCGGCUCCCGAGAAGCAGCAGCCGCCGCUCGGCGGAGGAGGAGGCGGCGGAGGGGGCGGCGCGGCCAUGGACCCUGCGGCGUCGGGCCCGGCCAAGGCCAAGAAGACCAACGCGGGCGUGCGGCGGCCGGAGAAGCCGCCCUACUCCUACAUCGCGCUCAUCGUCAUGGCCAUCCAGAGCUCGCCGUCCAAGCGCCUGACGCUCAGCGAGAUCUACCAGUUCCUGCAGAGCCGCUUCCCCUUCUUCCGCGGCUCCUACCAGGGCUGGAAGAACUCGGUGCGCCACAACCUGUCCCUCAACGAGUGCUUCAUCAAGCUGCCCAAGGGCCUCGGGCGGCCCGGCAAAGGCCACUACUGGACCAUCGACCCGGCCAGCGAGUUCAUGUUCGAGGAGGGCUCGUUCCGCCGACGGCCGCGCGGCUUCCGAAGGAAGUGCCAGGCGCUCAAGCCCAUGUACAGCAUGGUCAACGGGCUGGGCUUCAACCACCUCCCCGACACCUACGGCUUCCAGGGCUCUGCCGGGGGCCUCUCGUGCACACCCAACAGCUUGGCGCUGGAGGGCGGCUUGGGCAUGAUGAACGGCCACCUGGCGGGCAACGUGGACGGCAUGGCGCUGCCCGGCCACUCGGUGCCACACCUGCCCUCCAACGGCGGCCACUCGUACAUGGGCGGCUGCGGGGGCUCUGCGGCCGGGGAGUACCCGCACCACGAUGGCUCGGUGCCCGCCUCGCCGCUGCUGCCGGCCGCGGCCGGCGGGGUCAUGGAGCCGCACGCCGUCUACUCCAGCUCGGCCGCGGCCUGGCCGCCCUCGGCCUCUGCGGCUCUCAACAGCGGGGCCUCCUACAUCAAACAGCAGCCUCUGUCUCCCUGCAACCCCGCGGCCAACCCCCUGUCCGGCAGCCUCUCCACGCACUCGCUGGACCAGCCCUAUCUACACCAGAACAGUCACAACACCCCCGCCGAGUUGCAAGGCAUCCCAAGGUAUCACUCACAGUCGCCCAGCAUGUGUGACCGCAAGGAAUUUGUCUUCUCUUUCAACGCCAUGGCGUCUUCCUCCAUGCACUCAGCGGGUGGGGGUUCUUACUACCACCAGCAGGUCACCUACCAAGACAUCAAGCCGUGUGUGAUGUGAGGCUGCGGUCUGGGCCGGCCCGGGGACCAGGAGCUCACCACCACAAACUGCUUUAUUCUUGAGGUAUAGCCUUCAGGGCAGAAGGAAAAGGGUCUGGCCCCUCCGUAACCGGAAUAUUUGGAAAGAAACUCCCAACACAGAGACCGGCGCUAUGGUCAAGCGGCUCUUUCCUCUCCCAGUCCUUCACAGCGUCCUAAAAACUGGUGACUGUGGGGCCUGAUCAGACCACAGCUGUCAGUAAAUACCUGUUUUCAACUCUAUUGAACUGGGCUGCCAAGGUGUUGUGUCCCGCUACGUGGAAAGAAUUCUGCCAAGGUCCCCCACCCUCCAGCAGCAACCGCGAGGGAGGAUUUUAGAAGAAACUCCAAGUGAGACCAGUCAUUAUCAAACACUUUUAUUUCUGGUUAAGUAUUUAUCUUUGAAUUUUAAACUUUUUGGAAAGAAUGUCUUGGAACGCACAAGUCUCCCCUAGAGCCGUCCUUUUAUUUUUCUGGGAGGAGGGAGUGGCAUCCCGUCUCCCCACCCGGGGCUUCGCCAGUAAUUACAGGUGGAUCUGUGCGAAUAAUGUGCAAAUCUGAAGCCGCUGUUUGUCUUUUAAAAAGAAAACAGGAGCCAAGAAUGGGCCGGUUGUCCCGGGCCUCUGUCCCCCCCGCACUGUCCUUCUCCUUGAGUUUCGUUUUCAGUUACAUCUUGACUUUUACAGUGAGUGUUUUUCUGUCUUCCAAUCUCUACUGGAAACUUUCCGGAAGGCGAGCGAGAUGCCUGGACGUGAAGGCCGGUGCCGGGCAAUGCUUGCCGGGCAAUGCGGUUAAGGCACUUUGAGGACCGUAGGCAGGCUCAUCCCAUUAUUUAUUCUGGUUCCCCCGCCCCCCAAUAAUCAAAACACCACGUAGCUCCUCUGUUUAUCAGUAUUAAUGGUGUAACUUUGUUGGCAAUAUUUGCCGUGUAGAGUGUUUUUUUUUUUUUUUUAGCUAUCCAUUGUAAAUUUGAACAAAGACCGAUCCGUGUAAAAACAAAUUUCCAUAUGUUUUAUAUAAAUAUGUCUAAUAUGAAAGGCUGUCUCCUUUUAGUAUUCCGGCUGCAGAGGUGCAGUCUUUGUGACACAUACUUUAAAUUUCCUUCUGCGCUGUAUAAAAGGACAAUCUGCGGGUGAUCUGCUUGUGUAUUUUUUUCCUAAAAAAAGAACAAAAAUAAAAAAUGUAUGACAUUUGUA
Molecule: messenger RNA, 2383 nt
Organism: Nannospalax galili (Upper Galilee mountains blind mole rat)
Lineage: Eukaryota; Metazoa; Chordata; Mammalia; Rodentia; Spalacidae
Gene: Foxf1
Product: forkhead box F1
Exons: 2
Coding region: 34-1170 (378 amino acids)
Biological process (GO): animal organ morphogenesis; regulation of transcription by RNA polymerase II
Cellular component (GO): nucleus
Molecular function (GO): DNA-binding transcription factor activity, RNA polymerase II-specific; RNA polymerase II cis-regulatory region sequence-specific DNA binding
Source: RefSeq, a predicted model, not a curated record